This is a messenger RNA of Cydia fagiglandana, 1570 nucleotides long. Its product is annotated as alpha-N-acetylgalactosaminidase. Gene Ontology annotation, biological process: glycoside catabolic process; oligosaccharide metabolic process. Gene Ontology annotation, molecular function: alpha-galactosidase activity. Gene Ontology annotation, cellular component: cytoplasm. The coding region runs from base 249 to 1559 and encodes 436 amino acids. NCBI's taxonomy places the organism in Eukaryota, Metazoa, Arthropoda, Insecta, Lepidoptera, Tortricidae. The record is from RefSeq and is a predicted model, not a curated record. The transcript has 10 exons.
CGAAGCCCGCGAAUUCAAAUUUCGAACAUUUCGAAAUCGCGCGUACUCAAGUGACUCGUGAUUUUUUUUAAUUUAAAAUCAGUGUUGCUAGAUUGAUAUUAACGGAUUUUUUUUGUAGUUUUGUUUCUGCUUUUCGUCGUUUAUUCUUGCGAUAACCUGUCACAUGCCUGACGUCUCCGCGUCUCCAAAUCCAACAGUAUACCAAACUAUGAGUAUAGAGUUUUCUAGAUAACACUAGUAUUUCCGCGAUGGCGUCAGUGGCGGUAUGGACCUUCGUGUUGUGCGUGGUGGGGAGGAGUUUAGCGCUGGACAAUGGUCUGGCCAUGACGCCGCCGAUGGGGUGGUUGGCCUGGGAACGGUUUAGGUGCAACACUGACUGUAAGAAUGAUCCUGAGAAUUGUAUAAGUGACCGCCUCUUCCGAACAAUGACGGAUAUCCUCGUAUCGGAGGGCUACGCGGCGGCCGGAUACGAGUACAUCAACGUGGACGACUGCUGGCCGGAGCGGGAACGGGACCCUCGCGGCCGGCUGGUGCCGGAUCGGGAACGGUUCCCGUACGGCAUGAAGAGCCUCUCCGACUAUGUACACAGCAAGGGGCUCAAGUUCGGUAUUUACGAGGACUACGGCAACUUCACGUGCGCCGGGUACCCGGGCGUCGUGGGACAUCUUGCCGGAGAUGCCGCCACAUUCGCGUCGUGGGGCGUGGAUUAUGUGAAACUAGACGGGUGCUACGCCCUCCCCGCUGACAUGGACCACGGGUACCCUGAAUUCGGGCGACAACUCAACCUGACUGGACGACAGAUGGUCUACUCUUGCAGUUGGCCUGUAUAUCAGAUAUAUGCUGGAAUGCAGCCUAAUUUCUCGUCCAUCAUCGAGCACUGCAACUUGUGGCGGAACUUCGACGACAUCCAAGACUCCUGGGCCUCCGUCGAGUCUAUCAUAGACUACUACGGAAACCACCAGGACGUGAUCGUGCCGAACGCAGGGCCUGGACACUGGAACGACCCUGACAUGCUUAUCAUCGGCAACUUCGGCCUAUCAUACGAGCAGAGUAAAACGCAGUUCGCGAUAUGGGCCAUUCUCGCAGCGCCUCUACUGAUGAGCGUAGAUCUCCGGACUAUCCGGCCUGAAUACAAGGCCAUACUGCAAAAUAGGAAGAUUAUUGAGGUGGAUCAGGACCAGCUGGGAAUUCAGGGCAGGAGGAUAUACAAGCAUCGAGGCAUCGAAAUCUGGUCGCGCCCCAUCCUGCCCAUCCAAGGACAAUACUACUCGUAUGCCGUGGCUUUCGUCAACAGACGAACGGACGGUACGCCGUCUGACGUGGCCGUCACACUACGGGAGCUGGGUUUGAACAACCCUGCUGGGUACAGAGUCGAGGACCUGUACGAAGACGUGGACUACGGCGUGCUCUCGCCGCAGACGAAGAUCAAAGUGAAAGUGAACCCCUCAGGUAGCGUGGUGAUCCUGCGCGCGGACGCGCAGCCCGCGUACGCGUACAACGCCAUCCCGACGCGGACGCCGUACUCGCCGCUCAACGACGUGUUCCGGCUGAAGAAGUAACGCCAUCUAGC